Messenger RNA from Aegilops tauschii subsp. strangulata, 531 nucleotides. The record is from RefSeq and is a predicted model, not a curated record. NCBI's taxonomy places the organism in Eukaryota, Viridiplantae, Streptophyta, Magnoliopsida, Poales, Poaceae.
AUGUGGCGCGCGCCACCUCGCCUCCUCUCUCCUCCCACCCGCGCCGCGGCCAGCAGAGCCCAUCCGGGGCUCGCGCGAGCCCAUCCGCCGCCGCCGCCGCAACCCCGCGCGCCCGAGAGCCCGCGUCCGCAGCGCCCCGCCUCGCCGUGCGCCUCCGCACCCUCCGCGCGCCUCGCCGGCGGCCGGAGCUCCGCCGCCUCGCCGGACUGCAUCCUCGGCCCGCGCCGCCAGCGCCCGACCUCGCCCGGAGCCGCUGCCCCUCGCCGGCACCGCCCGCCGCCCGCCGGCGCGUCUCGCUUGCGCCUCGCCGCCUCCUCCCUCGUCUUCUACGCCGCCGGACCCCGCACCACGCCGUCCCCGUCACCCCGCGCCUUCCCCACCGCGCCAUCGCCGGAGCCCCUCGCCGGAAGCUCGCCGGCGCUGCCGUCCUCGCCGGAUCCGGUGGAUCGGGACGAGAUCCACCGGGAUCUCAUCCAAACGCCGCGCCUCGUCCUGGAUCCCUUCGUCCCGCACGCCUCCGUCCCGCGUUGA